ACCUCCCCAAAGGUUUUCUAGGCUUAAGAGAGGAAGAGACAUGAGCCCGCGGAGCAUCGUGGCUAUCCCAGGACCUCAGAAAUAAUUCCCAGAGUCACAGAGGCCGGUCCCCAGUCUUCUGCAGGUGUGGCAGGUGCGAGGCCAGGCCUGGCCACUCUUGGCUCUGCAUCCUGAGACCGGGAGGCACGUUGCAGAGCCGCUGGGAAGCUCGGUGAGAUGCCAGAUCUACCUUCAGCCUUCCUGCCCCUCCUCCUUCUCUCCAAGUUAGUUGCCCCUGUGACCUUCCGUCACCACCGCUAUGAUGACCUCGUGCGGACUCUAUACAAGGUGCACAACCAAUGCCCGGAAAUCACGCGGCUCUACAAUAUCGGGCGCAGCGUGAAGGGGAGGUACCUCUACGUGCUGGAGUUCAGCGACCACCCGGGGAUCCAUGAGGCCUUGGAACCGGAAGUCAAAUACGUGGGGAACAUGCACGGAAAUGAGGUGCUGGGCCGUGAGCUGCUGCUGCAGCUGUCGGAGUUCCUCUGUGAGGAGUUCCGGAACCGGAACCAGCGGAUCCUGCGCCUCAUCCAGGACACGCGCAUUCACAUCCUGCCUUCCAUGAACCCUGACGGCUACGAGGUGGCUGCCGCGCAGGGCCCAAACACAUCUGGGUAUCUGGUUGGUAGGAACAAUGCAAAUGGAGUGGACCUGAACCGCAACUUCCCCGACCUCAACACCUAUUUCUACUACAACGAGAAGUAUGGCGGCCCCAACCACCACUUACCCCUCCCAGACAACUGGAAAAGUCAGGUGGAACCCGAGACCCGGGCGGUGAUCCAGUGGAUUCGCUCCUUAAACUUCGUUCUCUCAGCCAAUCUGCAUGGUGGGGCUGUGGUGGCCAAUUACCCGUAUGACAAGUCACUUGAGCAUCGGUUCCGAAGUCCCCACCACCGCACCUACAACUCCCCCACACCAGAUGACCAGCUCUUCCAGACGCUGGCCAAGGUCUACUCCUAUGCACACGGAUGGAUGCACCACGGUUGGAACUGCGGUGAUUACUUCCCAGACGGUAUCACCAACGGGGCGUCCUGGUACUCUCUCAGCAAGGGAAUGCAAGACUUCAAUUAUCUCCACACCAACUGCUUCGAGAUCACACUAGAGCUGAGCUGCAACAAGUUUCCCCCGCAAGAGGAGCUGCAGCGCGAGUGGCUGGGUAACCGGGAAGCCCUGAUCCAGUUCCUGGAACAGGUUCACCAGGGCAUCAAGGGAAUGGUGCUUGAUGAGAACUCUAACAACCUCACAGGGGCUGUCAUUUCUGUCACUGGGAUCAAUCACGAUGUCACUUCAGGUGAAUACGGGGAUUACUUUCGUCUGCUGCUUCCAGGGAUUUAUACUGUCACCGCCAAGGCACCAGGGUAUGACCCAAAAACAGUGACUGUGACUGUGGGGCCUGCAGGACCAACACUGGUGAACUUCCAACUCAGUCGAAGCACGUCUCAGGUGUACCCUGUGCCGAAAGCUCCUGGCCGAGGACAAGGAAGCAGGCCAAAGCAGUCCCGGACAUCCAGAAAGAAAGAUCUGACAGGAAAGCGGCAUCGCGGCCCUGCCUGAAGCCCAGCACCCAGGGCCACACACAGCAAGGCCGGGUUCCUGCUCUUGAAUCCGGUGGCGACACAUUUCUUUUAUUAUCUGGGACAUAUUCAGACACAGGCACAUACAGAAGAGUUCUGAGUGUUUCUGUCUGUCCUGGAGCAAGCCUUCUCUAGGCCAGCAUUAAAGGAGUCAGAACCUUCUGGAAACUGGUGCCCCACUGUACAUGCCUCCAGCAGGGUUCUGGAGACCUUCUUCCUGGGAGUCUGGUUCGGGUCCCAUGCCAGCGUGCACUGCAUGCUGGGACAGGUUCCAGCUGGUUGUUCAUCUGUCUCCAGAGUCUAGCUUGGAGCUGGUGACAACUUGGCACUACAUGAAGCUAUCAAAAUGACUGUAGUGCUGAGGGGACCAGAAUUGCCUGGGACCAUUUCCACAACAGCCAGUGCUUUCCUAGUAAGGAAAGGAUGUGAUCCACAGGGUCCUGUUCCCUGCCCCUCACCCGGGAGCACUGCCAACAGUUUACACCUUUUGUAAUGUUUUCUGGGUAUGGAGGAGACAUAGCACACCUGUAGUCUGGCAUGUGUUGGCAGCAUGUCCUUCAGGGCAGUGCUCCGGGCUUUGCUGAGUCCAGCUGAACCCACUGGUCCUGAAGGCAUUACUGAGGAAACUAGAUGUUUCUGAGGACAUUAUAUCAUCUCCCAUCUCAUGCCUACUAGCAUACAAGCUGAUGAACCCUCACCGGUCUGGUGUCCUAAGUCCUCUGUCCCCAGUGCUGGGUGUUGGGGAUCAGCCCGAGUUUCCACAGCUGCUCCAGCCUUUUCCUAUGGAUGAGCAAUUCCCCUCUCUCCUCUUGGGGCAUAGCCUCACACACAGCAGCUGUGAAGACAUGCCCUUUCCUGUGAACUAAUACACUCUUUCUCCAGUG
Peromyscus maniculatus bairdii (prairie deer mouse) is the source of this 2497-nucleotide messenger RNA. It is a transcript of the gene Cpn1, whose product is annotated as carboxypeptidase N subunit 1. Gene Ontology annotation, molecular function: zinc ion binding; metallocarboxypeptidase activity. NCBI's taxonomy places the organism in Eukaryota, Metazoa, Chordata, Mammalia, Rodentia, Cricetidae. Gene Ontology annotation, biological process: protein processing; peptide metabolic process. The record is from RefSeq and is a predicted model, not a curated record.